Messenger RNA from Prorocentrum cordatum, 382 nucleotides. NCBI's taxonomy places the organism in Eukaryota, Dinophyceae, Prorocentrales, Prorocentraceae. The record is from the annotation of a GenBank genome assembly.
AUGCACCUGGUCUCCAUCAGCACGGAGGCCGGGCUUGAGCCGUACGCACCUGGGUCCACGCAGUACGCGUGGCUCGAGGACGACCUCAAGAGGGCCAGCGCGAACCGCGCGCGGGUGCCGUGGAUCGUCGUCCUCGGCCACCGCCCGCUGUACUGCUCCUCCAACGAUUACUACGACUGCAACAUGUGGGGGCCCAGGGCCAGGAGCGUGUUCGAGCCGCUCUUCCAGCGGUACGGCGUCGACCUGUACCUGGCUGGCCACGUCCACAGCUACGAGAGGACAUUCCCCGUCGUGAACGGGACGAAGCUCACAGACAGCUACGACUCGCCCAAGGCCACAACCCACCUGAUGGUGGGCAUGGGCGGCGCGGGCUUAACGGGGA